Juglans microcarpa x Juglans regia is the source of this 591-nucleotide messenger RNA. RefSeq lists its product as uncharacterized. The transcript has a single exon. The record is from RefSeq and is a predicted model, not a curated record. Lineage: Eukaryota; Viridiplantae; Streptophyta; Magnoliopsida; Fagales; Juglandaceae. Bases 1 to 591 code for a protein of 196 amino acids.
AUGAUCAUUGUAGACAAAGCUGUUAAGAGAGAAGCAUUCAAGAUGACUAUGUCAAAGAUUUGGAACACGAAAGGAUGGCUGGAAUUCUCUGACAUGGGGGAGAACAAGUUUUUGAUAGAGUUUCAAAAGGAAGAAGAUAGACAAAAGGUCACUCGAGGAAGGUCAUGGUCCUUUGAUAGAUGGCUGGUGUGCCUUCAGGAGUUUGAGGUUGAUUUAUCACUAAAUGACGUUCCUUUUAAGAAUGAAGUUUUCUGGUUGCAAGUUCACAACAUGCCUCUAGCAUGCAUGACACAAGAAGUUGGGGUGCAGAUUGGGAAAUGUCCUGGGACAGUUUUGGAUGUCAUUGUUGAUCAAUGGGGGCUGGGAUGGGGUAAGUUCCUCAGGUUCAAAGUAGAAGUGGAUAUCACCAAAGCAUUGGUUAGAGGUUUAUUCUUAAACUUUGAUGGUAACCAAAUAUGGCUUCAGUUUAAGUAUGAUAGGUUACAACCUUUUUGUUUUAAGUGUGGAAUUAUUAAGCAUGUUAAGAAGAUCUACACAAAGAUGACAUCUGUUAGAAGUGAUCAAGCAGAUACUCAUCAAUAUGGGCCUUAG